CCUGGCCUAAGUAGUGAUCGAAACGCUAUUUGGUAAACCAAUGAUGACGGAACUGUCACGAGAAGUUGGUGAAGUUUGGGCUAGAUUAUUUGAUCAUAGACCAUUUUUAAAUGGAGAAAUAAAGUUUAUGCUAAAGGAGUUCGAGGAAAAACGUGGAGACCGUGAAGUAGAGAACUUGUUCUUCAUUCUUGAGAAGGUCACUGACAUUAAAGACAGCCAGGUUGACAAGAUAAAGAAAGGCAGUGAGGCUGCACUACCUGUACUCAGUGAGAAACUAAACCAAGCACUCCAGUUGUGUGAAGGAGUUGAGACUGAUUAUCUUGAAGUACAGAAGACUUGUGCAGAAAAAAGAGCCGAAAAUCGUGAAAAAAGGCAAAAGGAAUGGGAUCAGUUCAUUGAUGAUAUGAACUUUAAGUGCCUAAGGAUUGACAACGCCUUUGAAGAAAAAGAGGAAGAGCUGAGAGAUCUCUACGCAGACCUAAACCACAAGCUCAACAUUACCAAAUAA
Molecule: messenger RNA, 508 nt
Organism: Cydia strobilella
Lineage: Eukaryota; Metazoa; Arthropoda; Insecta; Lepidoptera; Tortricidae
Gene: Muted
Product: biogenesis of lysosome-related organelles complex 1 subunit 5
Exons: 4
Coding region: 41-508 (155 amino acids)
Cellular component (GO): transport vesicle; BLOC-1 complex
Source: RefSeq, a predicted model, not a curated record